This is a messenger RNA of Aspergillus melleus, 2124 nucleotides long. RefSeq names its product ATP-binding cassette long-chain fatty acid transporter PXA2 (gene PXA2). The record is from RefSeq and is a predicted model, not a curated record. The coding region runs from base 1 to 2124 and encodes 707 amino acids. The transcript has 4 exons. Gene Ontology annotation, biological process: fatty acid beta-oxidation; very long-chain fatty acid catabolic process; long-chain fatty acid import into peroxisome. NCBI's taxonomy places the organism in Eukaryota, Fungi, Ascomycota, Eurotiomycetes, Eurotiales, Aspergillaceae. Gene Ontology annotation, molecular function: long-chain fatty acid transmembrane transporter activity; ATP binding; ATP hydrolysis activity. Gene Ontology annotation, cellular component: peroxisomal membrane.
AUGGCCGCUCAGUCCAAACUCCUUCCCCCCGAGCGCUCGAUCCGCCAAGCCCUCUCUAGCUUAACAUCUCUGUACCUUCGCCAUCGGGUUGGGAUUACUCGCGCCGCCUACGUGGCCUUUUUCGCGUCCCUAGCCAAGCGCAUCCAUAACGCCAUCUCUGAACAGAAAGCCGCUUCUCGGCACCAGGUGGAAUUACGGAAACGACCAGGCACCAACAGUCUCGACGAUGCAGAGGAGCGACCGCGGAAAAAGGUCGGGGUCAAUCGCGAGUUCUUCCGGAAUCUUCUUCGCUUGCUCAAGAUCGUGAUUCCUGGCUGGCGGAGCAAGGAGUUCCGAUUGUUGAUUGGUCACAGUGUGUUCCUGGUGCUUCGGACGGUUCUCAGUCUAUACGUGGCCGAACUAGAUGGCAGGCUCGUCAGUAAUUUGGUACGGGGACGGGGGAAAGAUUUCCUGCUGGGACUAGUAUGGUGGAUGAUCGUUGCAGUUCCUGCGACUUUCACGAAUUCCAUGCUGUCUUACCACCAAUGCAGACUUGCCCUUAGCUAUCGCAAGCGACUCACGGACCACAUUCAUGACAAAUACCUUACCAACAUGACGUUCUAUGCGAUCUCGGCUUUAGACGACCGAGUCAAGAAUCCCGAUCAACUCAUCACGGUGGACGUGUCUCGAUUCUCCGACAGCCUGGCAGAGCUCUACUCUAAUCUGGCCAAACCCGUUCUCGACAUGGCCAUCUAUAAUUACUCUCUUUCCAAAAGCGUGGGCAGCGAAGGCUUGUUCAUUAUGGGUCUUUUAGUCCAACUGUCGGCCAAUGUCAUGCGUGCACUGACACCCCCGUUCGGCCGAUAUGUGGCUGACGAAGCCCGUCUGGAGGGAGAAUUCCGGUUCCUCCAUUCAAGACUAAUAGACUAUAGCGAGGAGGUAGCCCUCUACCACGGUCAUGAAGCGGAGAAGGACACACUCGACAAGGGCUAUUUCACGCUGAUCAAGCAUGUGAAUCGCAUUCUGCGGAGACGAUUAUACCAUGGCUUCAUGGAGGACUUCGUCAUCAAAUACUUCUGGGGCGCUCUUGGCUUGAUCCUGUGCAGUGUACCCGUUUUCGUCAAAAUCCCCGGCCAAGUCAGCCAGACCAUGGGUGAUCGAACGGAAAGUUUUGUUACAAACAGAAGAAUGCUCCUCUCGUCAUCCGACGCCUUUGGUCGCUUGAUGUUCUCCUACAAAGAAAUCUCCGAACUCGCAGGCCACACAGCCCGCGUCUCAUCCCUCAUGGAGGUCAUGGACGACCUCCUCGCCGGGCGCUUCGAAAAGAAACUCGUCUCGUCCGCCUCUACCGAAGAGAACGCCGCCGUUCUCUCCGGCCGCGGCGCCAUCGAGGAGAGCGACUCCAUCGAAUUCACCGACGUCCCGAUCGUCUCCCCCAACGGCGACGUCCUCGUCCGCAAACUCUCCUUCACCGUCCACCCCGGCGACCACCUUCUCAUCGUCGGCCCCAACGGCUGCGGUAAAUCAUCCCUCUUCCGUAUCCUCGGUGGCCUCUGGCCCGUGUACGGCGGCACCGUCAAGAAGCCCCGGUUCGACGAAAUCUUCUACAUCCCGCAGCGACCGUACCUGUCCCGCGGCACCCUGCGCCAGCAGGUCAUCUACCCGGACGGACUCCGCGAGAUGCGCGCCAAGGGCAUCACGGACGCCGACCUCUACGAGAUCCUCUCCAUCGUCGAAAUCGCCUCGGUCGUUGACCGGCCCGACGGCUGGGACGCCGAGGAGGAAUGGCGCGACGUGCUCUCGGGCGGCCUGCAGCAGCGCAUUGCCAUGGCGCGGCUCUUCUACCACCGGCCCAAAUUCGCCAUCCUCGACGAGUGCACCUCCUCCGUCACCUUGGAGAUCGAACGCGUCAUGUACGAGACUGCCAAGAAGCUCGGCACCACCUUGAUGACCGUCUCCCACCGUCGCAGUCUCUGGAAGUAUCAUCAGAAGAUCCUUCAGUUUGACGGCCAGGGCAGCUAUAUCUUUACCGGACUGGAUUGGGAACGAAGAUUAAAGUUAGAAGAUGAAAAGGAAGAACUGGACCUUCACCUCCGCGCCGUCCCGGAGCUACGGAAACGUGUAACCGAACUAAGUGCUUCCUGA